AUGGGCAACACUCAGGUUCAGCCCCCAGAAGAACCCUUCUGCGACCUGGACAUAGAACAGGGUUUACUGGUGGUCCAGCUCUAUGUGAUGCCGUCCUUCUUCCUGGUGGUGCUGAUCCUCGGGCUUCCCCUCAACCUGCUCUCCCUCUGGGUUUUCCUCCACCGCCUACGGCGUUGGACCCGCAGCACAGUGUUCCUCUUCAACCUGACCCUGGCUGACACCUCCUGGCUGCUGGCCCUGCCUCUCCUCAUCCACUACCAUCUGGACCAGCUGUACUGGAAGCUGGGGCUGCCGCUCUGCACGGCUGUUAGGAUGCUCUACCACAAUUACUUCUACCUCAGUAUCUUUUUCGUCACCUGCGUCAGUGUGGACCGAUACCUGGCCAUCGUGCACCCGCUGCGCUCUCUGGUGCUGCUGGGCCGGAGGAAGACCUCCCUCCUGUGUGUGGCCGUCUGGCUGGCCACUCUGGUCCUCAGCAUACCUGUUGCCAGUAUGACUCUACUCCAGACUUGCCCUGGGAGCAACCGCACUGUCUGUACCCUGUACAUACUGCUGAAUGAACCCGGGGAGAGCCUCCCUUAUUCCCUCUUCUGCUCCAUCAUCGGCUUUCUCUUCCCGCUGCUCUCCAUCUGUUACUGCGGCCUGAGCAGUGUCAGAGAGCUUCGCCGCCGGCCCGACCCACACAAGAAGCAGCGGCGGCUCCGGCGGGUGCUGAGCGCAGCGCUGGUUCUCUUUGCCUUAUUUUACCUGCCCUAUCACCUGAGCCGCAACGCUGCCAUCGUGAUGCGGGCGGUCUACCCUGACAACCCCGCCUCCUGGCGGCCACUAGACCUGGCCUUCUUCCUGGAGAUGUGCCUCUGCAGCCUCAUCACCUGCGUUAACCCUCUGUUCAGCUGCUUCAUAGGCCGCCAGUUCAGACAGGAGUUUCACUUCACUUUUGCCGUCAUGUUUUCCCAGUGUCCAGGGAUGCAGGUGGCCUCUCUGAUAUCUAAGCGGACCCGGAUGACAGUGGGAAAAAGGCAUGGGAUGUCCACUGUUACCCCUGUGUGCGCACUGCCUGCACCUGGAUCCUAA
Messenger RNA from Xiphias gladius (swordfish), 1074 nucleotides. RefSeq names its product succinate receptor 1-like. Gene Ontology annotation, biological process: G protein-coupled receptor signaling pathway. Gene Ontology annotation, molecular function: G protein-coupled receptor activity. The transcript has 2 exons. NCBI's taxonomy places the organism in Eukaryota, Metazoa, Chordata, Actinopteri, Istiophoriformes, Xiphiidae. The coding region runs from base 1 to 1074 and encodes 357 amino acids. The record is from RefSeq and is a predicted model, not a curated record. Gene Ontology annotation, cellular component: plasma membrane.